Molecule: messenger RNA, 721 nt
Organism: Chenopodium quinoa (quinoa)
Lineage: Eukaryota; Viridiplantae; Streptophyta; Magnoliopsida; Caryophyllales; Amaranthaceae
Exons: 2
Coding region: 90-491 (133 amino acids)
Source: RefSeq, a predicted model, not a curated record
AGUUAUAUACUUUGUUAUUUGUUUAUAUCUGUCUUGCAUUGUUACUGAUUUUAUUUCUUUAACAGUUCUCGCGCAAGGUGGUUACGGCGAUGGCGAAGUGCAUAGACGCCUUCCAGAGUGAGCUCGUGCGGAUGAGGAAUGUGGCUUACUGUCGGCGCGACAACACUGUUCAGGAGGGACAGCCUAUUCCUUUCCAUACUCGGAUGAGACCUGAGGUUCGGAGAGAGCCGGCUAGGUCUAGCUCAAGGCGUUGCCGCACUACUUCUGGUGGUUGGGGUGGCCGAUCAGAUGUUGCCCGUACCGAGGCGGUAGAGGGCUCAGGCUCUUCAUCAGAGAGUGCACAUGCUGGGCCGAUAGGCCAGGGAGAGGCGACUUUAGCUCCGAGAGGUGGUGGGACGUACGAGGUGGCUCAUCGUCGCAGCAGCCUCCAUAACCUCCGCCUCUGCUUAUUCAUCACCACGGCGACCUUGGGCGGACGGGCCCUGAGUUGAGCUUCCCUCCUCCCGGAGAGGCUAGAGCUGGUGGAGAGCAUACUCCUCGUUCUACGCAGUUCUUUGACAUGAUGAACAUUCCUCAUCAUCUGCGUCCUCCAGCGCCGUAGUUGUACCUAUGUUGUUAUUUAUUCUGACUUUUAUAGGACUUUGCCUGACUGACACAUUUGUUAGACAUAUUUUGUACAUACAUAUUAUUAUCUAUUAUGAAUGUAUUAUUUUUACAUUUA